AUGAUGCCAGUAGCAUCUGCAGAGAACAACAGGCGAAUGGCCUCCACGAGCCGUCAAACGAAUCCCACUACAUGGGAGUUCCCACUAGGACACAACUCGAUGAAGAAUGACUCGUCUACAUCCCCAACGCCCAUUCGAAGUGCAGCGGCCACUACUAACAGUACUAACACAGCAGCCGCAGCAGCUGCAGCAGCGGGAACUCCAAUGCCAAACCACUUAACACGUUCUCCGGGGUCUACCACUCAUCAUCCGUAUGGUGGCGUGCCGCUUUCAGCAUUCGGCCCUGAUUCUGAGCUGGAGGGUUACGCCGGUAAUGAUACCGAUAAUAUUGUUACGGUUCGACCAUCAUACAAGACGAACCUUUCUUAUUCUCUUAGUUGUACCACCAGUGGUUUAUCUGCCUUCUGUGUACAUCGGACAUCGCAACACUCACCUAUUACAAUUCUUGAUAGUAAUGAUUCACACUUGAAGAAUACGGGUGGUUUUGGUGCUUCCAUGACGACAUCUACAAAUCCUUGUGGGACUUUGAAUAGCAGUCUAAACACUGUUCUGGCUGUUCCUCCUUCUCAAAGUUCUAUUGUUUCUACGACGACGACGACUAAUAAUAAUACUGCUGCUGCGGCUGCUGCUGCUCCUGCUGCUCUUGGAAUAACUCGUCUUGGAUCAACUCGUUUGACGUCAAACGUUGAUGCUAACCGACGAGUUGUGAGUAUUGACGCUGCUGAACGGCGUAAUGAUUUAUAUCAUUGUCCUAUUUCAUUCCGUAUGGUCAUGGAAGAAGAGAAGCAUCUACACUACACUGGUGUUGAACUCCCUCUCUCUGAACUCAAUACAGGUGACACCGCUGAACGAGCCCGGCGUCUACAGCAGCGUCAACGACAAGUGCAAUAUGGAAAAGAAACCGUUGGAUACAGUAAUUACACACACGCCGUCCCUUCCCGCGGGGAUCGUGAAUUCCGAAACCCAAUGCAUCCCGUCACUCCACGACCUGAGUACAACUGCAGUAAACGCACCUUUGACCGUUAUCUUAACAUAUGGCGGAGGCAACUGCAUCUUUGGGAUGACUAUGAUCCAAACAACGUGGCCCCGCAAUAUACACGAAUAGGAAUCCCUACAUUGAGUCGUCUUGGUCUGGAACCACCGCCAAGUACACCAGAUGGACAACAGAGUGCACUUCCAUCCUCUUUCACGCCCUUAGCUACACAUGGCGGUAGUGGAUCCGCCUGUACCCCAGUGAUGUCUCGUGGAGGAAGACGAGAUAUAUUUAUCUCAUCCGCUUCUCAUCAACGACAAGUGCCUUAUACAGCUGAAGGGAAUGGUGGUUUUGUGGCCGCAGCGGCAGCCGCAGCUGGAGCGACAACAGGUGUUGGUGUUUCUGGUGUUCCUCCUCCGCCGGCGAAUAAUAAUAUGGGGCACAUGCGACCAUCCAGUGGCUGUGGUGCUGGUGGUAGUUGGUCUAUUACGAAUACUCCACACACGCCUUUUCAUGGCAGUACACAUUCCACCAGCAGUCAUCCACCGCCUUUGGUGUCGGUAUUGGCACAACGGCCUAUUUCCUCUCCAUUCUGUGCGGAUUCACCCAAUCAGGGUUCCCCCAACCCCUACGGUGGACAUCGCAACAGUGUUAAUUGGUAUCAUUCCUCUGGACUGGGCGGCUCCACCUCCUCUGUGGCUGCAGCGGCCGCAGCGGCUAUUGGCGGUGGGGCCUCUUCCUGUCCAAGUGGACCAGGCAAUUUUAACGCGUGGGAGAAUGGAAUUUACGGGUGCAGCAGUAAUCACAGUGGAUAUACUUCGCAUGGGCACUACUCCCCAUCGGGUGGUCACCGGCAGACACCACACUCCACACCCAAUCACUAUCAACAACAACAACACUACUACUAUGGAGCUGCAGGGGCUAAUAUGCAAGGUGGUAAUUGUGGAAAUAUGAUAAACUCACCACCUCCCACGUGUGUAUAUCAAGAAACAUGGGGGAACUCGCAGAGACAGCAGUACUAA
Molecule: messenger RNA, 1995 nt
Organism: Trypanosoma theileri
Lineage: Eukaryota; Euglenozoa; Kinetoplastea; Trypanosomatida; Trypanosomatidae
Exons: 1
Coding region: 1-1995 (664 amino acids)
Biological process (GO): mRNA 3'-end processing by stem-loop binding and cleavage; mRNA transport
Cellular component (GO): histone pre-mRNA 3'end processing complex; cytoplasm
Molecular function (GO): mRNA binding; histone pre-mRNA stem-loop binding
Source: RefSeq, a predicted model, not a curated record